GAACUUCGAGGCAAACCCAAAACAGAAGCAAAUGGGAAAGCAAUAUCGCACCCCAAACCUAUCACCAAUUCAAUGUGGCUCAAGCCUAGUCCAAACGAUAGAUGCACCGCUUCCUCUGGUGUGGUCCAUAAUCGGCCGCUUCGACCUCCCACAAGUCUACAAGCAAUUCAUCAAGAGUUGCACGUUGAGUGCCGGCACCGGCGGCAUCGGAAGCGUACGUGAAGUGAUGGUUGUGUCAGGGUUACCGGUGGCUACGAGCACGGAGAGGCCAGAUGAACUUGAUGAGGACUCGCAUGUUCUGAUGGUUAGCAUCAUUGGAGGUGAUCACAGGCUUGUUAAGUACCGUUCUACUACCACUUUGCAUGAAAUUGAAGAAGGAAGGGGUGGAAAGACGUUGGUGAUGGAGUCGUACGUGGUGGAUGUCCCAGCGGGGAGUAGCAAGGAGGAUACAUGCUCUUUUGCUGAUAUGAUAAUUGGGUGCAACCUUAGGUCAUUAGCUAGGGUAACCGAAAAGAUGGCCAAGGUUUAGGUUUCACCUAUGCUAGUUCAAAUUUAUGCCCUUUAUC
Molecule: messenger RNA, 566 nt
Organism: Theobroma umbraticum
Lineage: Eukaryota; Viridiplantae; Streptophyta; Magnoliopsida; Malvales; Malvaceae
Product: abscisic acid receptor PYL11-like
Biological process (GO): abscisic acid-activated signaling pathway
Cellular component (GO): cytoplasm; nucleus
Molecular function (GO): abscisic acid binding; protein phosphatase inhibitor activity; signaling receptor activity
Source: RefSeq, a predicted model, not a curated record